This is a messenger RNA of Dichotomopilus funicola, 678 nucleotides long. RefSeq lists its product as uncharacterized. Bases 1 to 678 code for a protein of 225 amino acids. The record is from RefSeq and is a predicted model, not a curated record. The transcript has a single exon. NCBI's taxonomy places the organism in Eukaryota, Fungi, Ascomycota, Sordariomycetes, Sordariales, Chaetomiaceae.
AUGACUGACAAUCGCAAUCCAUCCACUCCGGAAGAAGUUUUCCACACGACGUUGACGGUAGUAGACUUCCACCACGAUACUUCGGGUUCGACGAGGGAUGUCUACGUGCUCGGUACCCACACCACUCUCCCAGCUGCCAAAGCAUUCGCCCUCUCGGCGUUGUCGCACCUUGGCUACGAACCAGACGAUUUUUCCGAGUAUGCUACGCGCGCCGACACUCCGUCAGAGGCCUGGGAACAUGGCGACGGCGUGUUGGUAUACGGCAAGGCGCCCGCGGGACAGGAAUUCCUUGUCGGUUUAGACACCAAACCCAACACGGAGUCACUCCCCGCAGGCUCAGAUGAUACGCUGCGUCUGCCAGAUGGCCACGACCACUUGCACUAUGUCCUACAGAACAGGACCGACUACAAUCUGGACAAGAGCGGCGCCUCUCAGACUACUGAGAUCCUGGGCUGUUAUGUGCGCCGGGACGCUGCUCAGACCGCUGCCAAAGUCGCCUUACAAGCGGAUCGAGAGAAAUUUGAGCAAUAUGACGAUCGUGAUGAUGUGGAAUCGGACGGCGAGUGGCCGUUUGGCGAUGAGGUUCUCGUACAUGCCGUGGCUUAUACGGGAGAAAAUUAUACGGUGGCCGUGAAGACAGCCCCGGGGGCUCACAAGAUGCAUGGGAAGAGGAAGUAA